AGCCCCCACCUAUAAAUACCAGACGUUCAUACCAAGAGAUGCUCAACACAUCCAUCCCAUUUAUAAGACACAUAGAGAAAGGAGAGAGAGCAGCAGCACACAUUUUAGAGUUUGAAUUAUGGCAAGCAUCAACGUUCCUGGGAAGAGCUCGUGGCCGGAGCUGGUAGGGAAAAAUGGGGGGGACGCAGCGACAACAAUAAUCAGUGAGAAUCCAAAUGUGUUUGUGGUGAUAAUCCCCCCGUCUGUCACCGGCCACGUCGUCGUCGGUACUGCCGACUACGUCGGCAGUCGUGUCCGUGUCUCCGUCGAUGACCACUGCAUUGUCACCAGUGUCCCUACUAUUGGAUAAACAAUCGUCCUACUAAAUUAAAUAAUAUAAAUGAGAGCUCCUCAGUACGUUAAUUAGGGGAGCCCAACGCUCUUGAAUGUGAUGAAAUAAAGGUUGUUUAACUUCUGGAUCUGUCUUAAUCUAGUUAUAAUAUUUUGUUUACGUCUCCUCUUCAUAUAUUUCAAGUAUACUAAAAGAAGAAUGAUUUGCCUUA
This is a messenger RNA of Punica granatum (pomegranate), 542 nucleotides long. NCBI's taxonomy places the organism in Eukaryota, Viridiplantae, Streptophyta, Magnoliopsida, Myrtales, Lythraceae. The record is from RefSeq and is a predicted model, not a curated record.